AUGGGACGAUGGCAACGCCUUGUCGGUCCGUUCCUCUUGGCCAUGGUGACGAUAUCGGCCUCAAAUGACGAUGCGAACGGUCAUGCCCAGCAGUGCGGCGGCGGCGUCGCAUUAGAGUAUGUCGUUGUGGUCCACACAACCGACCCUCUCGGGGUCAUUCUCUCAGACAAACUGCAAGUGCUGUCGUUCGUCCAAGAUGAGAAUGGGCGCGACCGCGCCGUUGAAGCGAGCGGGCUUGUUGAGGUGGGGGAUGCGCUUGUCGGAGUCAACGAUGUCUUGACCGAAGGCGCGGGAUUGCACACGGUCGUGAAUUGGAUUCGCGAUGCCGACGUUCCGAAGAAACUGACAUUCCGCGCGCAUAACACGUCACGAUGCGUACCGCUUGAAUCUGCCAGCAUGAAUCACGACGUGGAGAGCAUCAACUUUGUGGUGGCGGCGCAGGGAAACCAGCGGUCGACGGAGCUGUACGCGCUAGUUUCAGAAUUUGGUGACGCGAUUGCAUGCGAGCUGUAUCCCAUCGUGCUGGCGGACCCAACUCACGCCUGCUUGCCGCUCAACAACAACGUUACGGGUCGAUUCGUUCUCGUGCAGAGCUCUCGACAGUGCUCGCCACAUCAGCAAGCUCUCGUCGUGGGCCGCAGCGGUGGAUUUGGUGUGAUUUUGGUCCAGCACGAAGGAAAGAAAAUCGAGAGUGUGUUGAGUCCGCGCGGGUGGAUCGGAACGAUUCGCACGCCGAUCGUGAUGGUGUCGCAAGAAGCAGGCCGGUACGUGGCCGAUCUCACCACGAGCGCCACUGCCGCUGCCCCCGCAACGAUCCAAGUCGUCGUAUCGGACACGUGCGCUAAGCGAUACCGUGACCCGACUCUUGUCGCGAUCACGAUGUCGGAGAAGCACGCGAUGCUGAUCGAGGCCACGUCCGGCGACCUCACAAUUGUGUCACAAGAUGGAACGUCACAUUCAGCCGAGUUUGUCAAAGCGCGCACGAGUGGAGCCCUCGACUUGUUGCAACAUCCCCUUGUCAUCGUGCCAGGCAAUUUGUGCCUCUUUACGUCGUUGGUGUGGGUGCGAGGGUUGUAUGUCCUGUCGCAAGUCAGCCCUUCGUGUCCCAUCGAAGCCCAACUUGCGAAGCUAGUCGACGCAGGUGCGACGGGGGUGCUGUGGGCUGUUGAGAACGCCAACGCACCCGACUCGGUCGUGAGCAUCGUCGAAAUUCCCACGAGCUCGACAACAAUGCCCUUCCCAUGUGCAUUCGUGUCUCGGCACACGCUGCAUUUGAUCAGCUUGUGUGCAGAGGACGGCCCCGUGUCGAUUGCGUUCGCCCCCAACAAUGCUUACGCGUCGCAGUAUGAGGAGCUGCAGGUGGUUGCCGAUCCAGCCAACUGGCCAUCAAGUUCCCGGGGGCGCCGCGUUCUCUACCAUCGCAUGCGUAAAGCGAUGGACAACAGCGACGGCAAAUUACAAGCGCUUGACCUGUGCUUUCAAGCCGCUGAAGCGCACCAUCCACCGCCCGUAGAAAUCAAAACAAAAGCAUCCGAGUGA
Aphanomyces invadans is the source of this 1539-nucleotide messenger RNA. RefSeq lists its product as hypothetical. The record is from RefSeq and is a predicted model, not a curated record. Gene Ontology annotation, molecular function: protein binding. The transcript has 9 exons. The coding region runs from base 1 to 1539 and encodes 512 amino acids. NCBI's taxonomy places the organism in Eukaryota, Oomycota, Saprolegniomycetes, Saprolegniales, Verrucalvaceae.